Molecule: messenger RNA, 470 nt
Organism: Rhea pennata
Lineage: Eukaryota; Metazoa; Chordata; Aves; Rheiformes; Rheidae
Product: cytochrome b-c1 complex subunit 8
Exons: 2
Coding region: 95-343 (82 amino acids)
Biological process (GO): mitochondrial electron transport, ubiquinol to cytochrome c
Source: RefSeq, a predicted model, not a curated record
ACGCGGCGGCGGAAACGGCGGCGGCGGCUGCGCGAGGCGGGCAGCAAGGUGACCGGAGCGGGCGGCGGGGCCGCGCCGAGCCGGAGGCCGCGCCAUGGGCAUCCACUUCGGGAACCUGGCGCGGGUGCGGCACGUCAUCACCUACAGCCUCUCGCCCUUCGAGCAGCGCGCCUUCCCCAACGUCGUCUCGCACGGGCUGCCCAACGUGUGGCGGCGCUUCAGCUCCCAGGUCUUCAAGGUGGCGCCCCCCUUUGUGUUAGCCUACCUCCUUUACUCCUGGGGGACACAAGAGUUUGAGAGACUGAAGAGGAAGAACCCUGCUGACUAUGAAAAUGACCAGUAAACGAGUUAUUAUGGAGACUUUGCCUUGCUGUAUUAUCGACUUCUUGUUCUGAAGUGUGUUCAUAUGACUAAAAAAGCUAUUAAUGGUGAGAUAAAUCUGUAAUAAACUUUAACUCUGUCCUCUGCAA